UCAGAGCUCUGCAACAACACGAGUUGAUUGAUGACUUACUUUAAUAAUAAAUUGAUCGUGCAGCAAAAAAGAACUAACAAUUCUAAACUUGAUUGCCUACCACGACGACUAAAAUCCAAAAUGUCUGACUCUGACAACGAGUAAAACUCGACUGUGUAGAAUUCUUCUACCUACUUACUUACUACGACUUAACAAAGAGAGACGCGCACCCAAAAAUCCCACCCCCGUCGUCUCCAUGGCAACCACCACCACGACACGGGGCAAUUGUAGACGCGUAUUCAAUAAAUUUCAUACAUAAACUUAUUUUACAUUUAACAGAUUGGUCGUGGCGUCGGAACUUUUCGCAAACACAACAAAAUUGACGCUAAUGCCUACAAUUAAUGUUUUAAAAAUGUAUUUAUAUGUACAUACAAUGUGGUUAACUGUCUCACUAAGAUGGAACAAAUUUUCAAUGAGGAAAAUUAUUCUUUGCGUAAAUUAUCAUUACCAAAACUCUUUAUCUGAGAUUCAACAUUUUAGGAAUUUUGUCAUCAGUGCUCCAUCAGUUUUGAUAAUAAGUAAUAAAAAUCUCAAUCCCAAAUUCUUUCGAGAUUUAAGGGCUUUCUCAUUUGCGAAAUUGUCCAUUGUAGCGAAACAUUCAAACCACCCUGUACAUUGUGUCGUACCGAUUUUCUUAAAGGUACCGAUGUCCGAAAAGAUUGCAAAUUUAGAAAAUCACAUCGACAAAGUGGAACAAGUUGUGGAACACCUGGAGCAAAGCCUUGAUCGCAUGGAGAAAUGGAUACACAAGUUUGACAAAAUAUGGAACCCGUCACCCCCACAAUUUGAAAAACUCCCACUGGUCGUGCAUCCAACCCGGUCCAGGUGUGAAGGCAUCAUUUGUCACACGUGUGGUGGUGUUCCGACUCCAAAGCUAAAAUUUUUUGUGGCCACUCACGACCUAACGUAUAAUUCUGAAGAGGUCAAAUUUCAAGAUCCAGCUUAUAACAAAUCCUGCGUUGCCCGCUCCAUGCCUUUGCGGCUUUUCACACAUAACUACAAUAAUCGUGCCCUUAGAUGCGUCCUAAUUCACGAUUCUGUUCCGAACCCUUCGUCACUUUUGGCGGUCCAGGCAGUAACAAAUAUCACAGUUCUAUUCAGCCCCAAGUCAAGUGGCGAUCAGGAAUCUCACAUUGCCCAAGUUGGCGCACCUGUGGAUAUUAUGUACACCCUCUACGCAAACCCAAGACCUGCCAUACAAUGGAAAAUCGGGGACACGGUACUGCUAGAAAAUUCGACUUUUGAACACUAUGAGGUCCUUCCUUUACAAACGAAGCACUAUUCAGCUUACAGCCCCCUGUACACGUCAGUUCUUCGUAUUAAUCCGUUCAAAAUCGAGGAUUUGCUUGUCAAAUUUCAAGCAAAUUUUACCAAUGAGUACGGCUCCUUAGUGGUCUAUCAGAUUAAAAUGAUUCUCAAAAAACUUCCACCCGAUACAGAUAUUGAAAAGUACCGCAAACUAAGUGGACUCAUCAGAUCUCGCAGCGUUCCAGUAAACGUUAGAUCCCACGCGUCCGAAAUCACUGAAAACAUCUUUCCCUCCGAUAUCUGGAUCGUCAAGGGAAACGCGACCUUUCAAAAUCUCCAAUCCAAAUUAUGUCUCUCGGACACCGGAGUUUUAAACACUACCAUCUGCGCGGACAAUGAUGACUCUCAAAAAUGGACGAUUUCUUCAAAUCAGUCAAUUUCGAAUGUCCAGUCUGGCCGGUGUCUCACUCUUCACCAACAUCCGUACAAUCCCGUACGACUUGGAGCUUGUGUGGAAAACCAUGUCUCGCAACUAUUCGAUUUGUGGGGUUCUCUGAGACCCCCCUUCCCAACUAAAGAUGGGCUUCGGGUUAAAUCCGUUCUAAUGGACGAACACUAUCAGGCCUGCCUCCAAGACGUGGAUGGCCUCAUAACGAAAACCAACUGUACGCCAUCCUCCGGAACCUGGAUGUGGGUAAACAAUUCGAUACAGAGUUUCGAAACGGCACGCUGUUUGGAUGGACUGUCAGACACGCUAGGACGACUGUACAGCCGGCCGUGCACCUCAGAUUAUUCAAACUACCAAAGAUGGCGGUUCCACAUGGACGGGAGUAUUAUUAAUGAGCGGACGGGGAAAUGUGUGACUACCCGGUACAACGGAAUAUACUUGAACCCCUGCUUAUCAACCAGUAAUCAACGGUAUAACACUAACGGAGGUAAUGUUAUAAUUCGACGAUUAGAAGUCUUCGAGCCUAGCCUUCAUCAAGAUUUUGGGAAAACAAAUUUGUGUCUGUCUGAUGAAAAUGGAGACCUCGUUUUUGAAACGUGUUAUAUUAACGAGGAAUAAAAGUGGAUUGUGAACAAAGUUUUUGGCGGAGGCGUUCAAAAUGUGAAGAGCGGCAAUUGUCUCGCUUCUCGGAGUGCGGAGUAUUCCAACGGUACAGUUGUAGUGAUUCCUUGUGCUGUGAAUGGAACUGAGGAGCUAUUAUUUCAACAGUGGAACUUUGCCGAGUUUAGUUGGAUACAAAAUAUGCAGUUUAAUGGUUCCUGCCUCUCUGCAGUUCAUGCCAGUGGAAAAGUUAGACCACAACUAUCUCUUUGCAUGUUUGCCAACCAUGUGAAAUUUUUUCCUUAAAUGUUUCGAAAUUUUUUCAGUGUGUAAAUAUUGGAAUUGCCCGUUUUCACAAAAAACUUGAUCAUUUAAUGUUAGUAUGUAUGUGCAUUGCUAAAAGUAUUGUAACCCUUCCAAAAUGUAAAUAAAUAAAUGCACUCUGAAAUUCAGAGUCUGAAUUUAAAC
This is a messenger RNA of Folsomia candida, 2803 nucleotides long. RefSeq lists its product as uncharacterized. The transcript is spliced from 7 exons. The record is from RefSeq and is a predicted model, not a curated record. The coding region runs from base 368 to 2353 and encodes 661 amino acids. NCBI's taxonomy places the organism in Eukaryota, Metazoa, Arthropoda, Collembola, Entomobryomorpha, Isotomidae.